Messenger RNA from Erpetoichthys calabaricus (reedfish), 3333 nucleotides. RefSeq lists its product as uncharacterized. Gene Ontology annotation, biological process: proteasome-mediated ubiquitin-dependent protein catabolic process; protein polyubiquitination; negative regulation of translation. The transcript is spliced from 2 exons. NCBI's taxonomy places the organism in Eukaryota, Metazoa, Chordata, Cladistia, Polypteriformes, Polypteridae. Gene Ontology annotation, molecular function: ubiquitin protein ligase activity; protein binding; translation repressor activity. The coding region runs from base 154 to 3255 and encodes 1033 amino acids. The record is from RefSeq and is a predicted model, not a curated record.
CAGACACUCCUGAUGGCAAAACAUUGCAGUCGUGCCCACUGAAGCAAGUGCACUUUGGAUGGGGCGGAGUCAGAUGUAGGAGGGGCUGGAUGGCAGAGUAUUAUCUCUAUAACUAAGGUGUCCACUCUGAAUAGUUUGAGUAUUGCUUGAAAAAUGCAACUUGGUAGAAGUGCGACUGCCCACAUCAGCGAGGAAGCCUUGCUAUUGCCCGAACUGAAGCAAGUUCUUCAGGACCUGGAGAGUCUACGACAACAGCAAAUCUCUGAGCUGGAACGAGUGGCAAAGUCAUUUCAAAGAGCUUUAUUAGGAGCACAACGGCAGAAGCAAUACUUGUUGAACCGGGUAGAGCAUGAGCACCGUGAGACAAAGCGCAGGCUGGGGCAGCUGCAGAAGGACAAUGAAAGGGUCCUGCAGCUCAGUUUGGCUCAGAUUGAUGAGAAACUGCAGUGCAUCUCCCAGCUAAAUGGAGAGAUGAAGCAAAAUCUAGAUAGAACGUGUGAAAAGAGUUUAAAAGAGAAACUAGAAGAGCUGCUGCCACGCAAUGUGACCUUGAACUUGAAGCGUGUGAGUUUCCAUCCUCAUCCUGACCCUGUUCUGGUCUUUGGGGAAAUCAAAAUCCAAACAGAAACCUUACACCUCUCCAUACCAACUGUUGGAGGACUACAAAAAAAGAAGAGAGACUUUUCAAAUCCUAAAGAGAUCCCUGAGGAAAUGAAUCAGACAGGGACCCUUGGUGACCCUCAAGGAAAUAAAUGUAUAUGGAAAAGCACAGAUGAGGAAUGCAGUGCUCUGGAAAUGGGAAAAGGUGUAAGUGAAAUGCUAGGUAGACAAGUUUCAGGUGAAAGUGAUGAUCUCAAAGAAUCUCGCUCUAGGGUCACACGAGUUGUGAGGAAGAUCAAAUUGUCUCCAAGAGGUGAUGCAGGAGAAACACAGCUUACGAUGCCAACACAGGAAAGUCAAGAUCAUUUUCAGGAUACACAGGAAACAACUGGCACUGCUCAUGUCAAUGGUCUCCCAGUGAAUACUCCACCUUUAAUGGGUUUGGACUGUAAAGUAGAGGGCAAUGGCCCAUUGAGAAAGGUGGGAGGUUUUAGCCAAAUGAAAGUGGACAGGGGGACUCUAAAGUAUUCCCAUUUGUCCAAUGAGCCUCAGCUUGACAACGUGCAGCCUAAAGGAUAUUCCACUACUGUGCAAAAUGGGAUUAAAGAUGACAAGACAGAUGAGAAUGUCCUAAGUAGUAACAGUUGCCUCGGACUGGAUUCAGACUUAUUUCAGGCCAUUCCAGCUUUUCUGAGUGAUGGAGAAUCAGAGCAGGAAUUUGAGGAAGAGGGAGACAUGAACAUAACAUCAUCUAACAUAACAAAGGAUGAGGACUCUCCUUUUUCUUUUCGAGAUUUAGCCAUUUUAUCAAGCCGUCUGCCAUCUGGUCGACAGGCUAAGCCUCCAGUUCAUCCUGUCCACUGGAGGUCUGUAGAAUCUGUUAUCAGUCCUAAUUUCCAGAGAACAGGGAGCUUGGCUGAGAUAGGCAAUAACAUUGAGAAGACUGCUCAACAGGCAAUGAUCGGCCCAGAAAAGAAAAACAUCAGGGUAGCGUCAUCCACAAAUUCACAGAAAGAUGGAAGUUCUGUGAAUUCUGAGGCAGAGAACAGAUCUAGUUUCAAAGAUGCAGGUUCCACCAAGGUAAAAGGGUGGCCUACAGGAAAGCAGUCUACUUCCAUGAAUGUCCAAGCCGCUCCAAUCAGUAAGAGCUGUUUAGACCUGUCCCUAGGUCACAUAUCGACAUUUAAUACUUUCAAUAACUCCGAUAACUCUGAGAACCCAGCAGGAGAAACCCCAGAAAGAUUCAUCAGGGUGCCAUCCCCUACUGACAGUAUUGAUUCAUCCUACACUUUCAUUGUCAGUUCUCCCAGGGAUUACAAUAGCAUUUCAUGUCACGCAGUAACAGGACAUCGUCUGUCCAAAUCAACAGUUGACCUUUCUAGAAGAGGUCCACCUCUAAUAGAGACCAGAGAUCAUGAACAAAGAAGGAAAGAAAGUGGGAAGGAAGUGAAAAGAGGAUGCAAAGUAGAUUUAGCUGUGAGGAAGUUCACCAAGAAGCAUGUGUCAGGUCAAAGACUGAAUGUGCACACUUCUCAGGGUGAACUGUCAGAUAAGCGUUCAUCUCGAGCGCCGUUCAAAAGCAGCUGUCAUGUUUACCGAAGCCCUCAUCGAUCUUUUUCCAGAUCAGUCUCCAUGUCAGCAAUUGAAGUUCGGCCAAAAUAUGAAAAUGGAUCUGUGAAGAUCCGUACAUCCCACGCAGUCAGGGGAAAGCCAUGGUUGUCAAGAACAAAAACAAAGGACACAAGUGCACAUGUGGAGAAGGACAUAAAGGAGGAAACUAGCAAAAGAAAUAUGGAAGACCAAGGAGUUUUGAUUAUGCAGUUUGGAAAACUCGGUUCAGGUCGUGCUGAGCUGAGUCUUCCAAGUGGGCUGCAUGCAACAUCACAAGGACAGCUUUACCUAGUCGACUGUGGUAAUUCACGAGUACAGGUGACAGACGCACGAGGUAAUGUCCUCCAGCAGAUAACAGUCCAGAAGAAUGAAGCAUUGCCUAACCGUGACCGCAACUACCGGAAUUAUUUUGACGUUGCUGUUAACAGAAAAGGUCUGGUCGCCCUAAGCUGUGCAGCAGAGCGAAUGCUGCUGAUAUUUAACAGACAUGGCCGCCUUCUUCAGGCCUUUGGAGGAGGACGGGAUGACUUGGAUUCCCCAAGGGGAGUUGCUGUCAAUUAUCAUGAUGAUUUUAUAGUAGCCGACAUGCGACGUGGCACUCUCACUGCUCUUCGGCUAGAAACUAGUACAGGGCGCAGGCUGGACCGUACUGUAGUCCCUGGUUUCAAUAAGCCUUACCUAGUGGGUAGCAAUCUGACCUCAGGCCUAAUAGCUGUGACAGAAAGGGGAAAAGAGGAUGAAGGUGGGGCCUGUGUCAAAGUGCUGGGACCUGACUGGAAUACCAUCAGGGUCCUGGGCCUCAAUGCAAAUGUUGGACCUGUGCUGUCUUGUCCUUGGGGUGUGUGCAUAGAUAUGGAAGGUAACGUUCUGGUGGCAGACUGGAGUAAGGAACACACAGUCCUGAUUUAUCCUCCUCAAGGAAAAGGUCGACCAUUGAUAACUCAGGGACUGAGUAGCCCCAGAGGCCUUGCUCUGUUGCCAGAUGGACAACUUGUGGUAGCUGACAGCAUGCAUAAUUGUAUUAAAAUAUUUCAGUACAAUUAAAAAAAAAUACUAAGGUGUACAGUAUUAUAUCAUUUUCACAGAAUAGUGUGAUUGUUCCAAAUAAAAAAAUGAAGGUGU